Osmia lignaria (orchard mason bee) is the source of this 3588-nucleotide messenger RNA. The record is from RefSeq and is a predicted model, not a curated record. NCBI's taxonomy places the organism in Eukaryota, Metazoa, Arthropoda, Insecta, Hymenoptera, Megachilidae.
UUGAUUGAGUAAUAUUCUUUAUGUUCAUAUCGUAUCGGGAUACUUUAAAUUUAUGUAUAUUUCUUUGUAAAAAAUUGGGCUAUAUUUUUACAUAUGUACAUACAUAUGCAUGAUUGUCGAGAGUAUUCUAUGUAUUAUCUCGACGUGUUUACGGUUGAGCGUGUUUAGUCUAGCACAGCAUGUGCCCAGUGACUGCCAAUCCAAAUAUGUGACCAGUGCUAUUUGAUACGCCUUCUACAUUAUCAUUAUUCAAUCUAUAACAUUCUAAUUAAAGUUAAUAUAUUUUUAAGAAUAUCAUAAAUUAAUCACCCAAUUAAUGCUAUAUAACUGCAAAUAAUUUCAGUUUACAGUAAGCUAAAUACCCAAGAAAGUGAUAAAUAACUUAUACCUAUAGAUUACACUAUAACAGUGAUACCUAAUAUAAUAGUAAUUAGUAAUUAGUAAUUAUAAUUAAGUUUCCCAAUCCAAGAUGUAGAAUUUUGGUUAGGUUAGAAAAAUAACGAAUUUUGCAGCCUAUUUAUUAAAAUUUUUUAUACCAGCCUCUAUAGAAUGUAUUAGUAAAAUAUAUAGAAUAUAAAUUAAGGCCACAUCUUGACAAAAUAAUCUUGAAUAACAAAUUCUACAUUGGAAGUGAGUAGUGUGCGCUGUGGGUAACUGCGCAGCAGUUUUAUUACGGGCGACGGGUAGGAGAGUGAGACGACGCACAUUGGUUGUGGUUGUGAAACGCUGUUUGCUAUUGGCUGACAUCCUUGGGUCUUAUCGGAAUCUCCGAUUGCGACAGUGCUGCGUUGCCGGACUACAAUGUCGAUGCAUCAGCAAAAGUAUUAGUUUUCGGAGAAACGUUGAAUUGGAUUUACUAUUAAAGAUUAUCAUACAUAUUUUUAUAUUUUAAGUAAUCAUCUGGACGCGAUUUUUCCUUUAACUUUGCCCCGAAAAUUAACGUCGUAGUGGUAAAAGUGGGGGUAGGAUUAAUACCCGACAACACUGCAAUUGCAUCAUCUCAAGCAACUUCCGUUGGAUGUAGGAUGUGCCAUACAUUCUGCCGCAUUCCACAGUGUUGAGUAAUGAUUUCUUUCGCUUAAAAAUUGGGCGUAAUUCCAUGAUAAACAAGAUAAAUCAAUUUAAGGAUGCUUAUUCGUCCUGAUCAGUUUGCUGCAAUAAGUUAAUAAUCUUUAGAAGAUGGCGCCACAUAUACCGAGGGACUACCACUCCAUUGGUGAUCCUGGGAAAUACUCGUUGAGGACAAUCAAGACCAGUGAAAACUGUUUACCAGCUGUUUCAAGAUUGCACUUAAACACUUCAGAAAUAAGGGGAAAAGAAGAUUUCCUUUUCUGCAUGGGUCUUCAGAAGAGAAGGUCUAAACAUCAAUACACCGCGUUUAAUGGUAACUGCAGCUCGAAAACUGUUAAUAUCCCUGCCGGUGUAAUGUUGCGUGACUGUCGUGUAGUUAUCCUGGGGGCGAGUUGUAACAUAUGCGGGAGGUAUUUCAAGUGUAAAACGGACUUAGAUGUGCAUAUCAAGUUCAGGCAUACGAUUUCUACAGUGAAAAAUAUCACUACCACAUCAACUCAGUGUACAGAAUAUAAUGAAAUAAUUAAAAUAUUUCCUGACUCUUUCAAACCCUCGACUAUUACGGUUAAGGAAAAUGUUGAACUGAAGAUACGGAAAAAGUUACAGUUAACCAUCAGGAUAGGAGAGGAAGUUGUUGUUAAAAUUCCUUUAAAACGCAAACAUCUGAGAAUGAAAGCAAUCGAUGCUACUACUCAAACUGAAUCAUGCAAUAUUGCCGAAUUAAAGGCGAACAAAGAUGGCUAUGAAAAUAGCGUUUCUCAUAUCGAUCCUCUGUUGUUCUGUAAUAGUCCUUAUCAGUGUUGUGACCCAACGCUACGCGUAGCAAACAGUACCAAUCAAUAUCCGGUUAGCAACAAUGUAACGUGCAAGGAUUCAGUAGACAGGGAAAAUAUAGCGUUAAACAGAAGCGCUAUUUUAAACGAUUUAACAGUAGAACCUUAUUUAACGUCGAGUUCGAACUCUAAAGAGAAGGACGAUGAUGUUAUACUCUUAACAAACGAUAUAAAUAGUCUAUCAGGAAAUAUUAAUAAAAAUAAGGAACAAACAGAUAUCAAUGCAGUCGAGGUACUGAUGAUAGACAUUUCCUCUGAAAAACAGUCACAGAAAAUAAUUAAUUCGAUACACGAAGAUGCAGUAGUUCCGGAACUACAUUUAGGAUCUCCGCAACACCAGUCUACACCUCUUCAACAACCAACGUCUCGACAACAAUUAGCGCCCCUUAGCCAACCACCAGUAUUACCUCAGCAGCUAUUAACACAUCUACAACAAUCAACACCUCUUCAACAAUCAUCGAUACCUCAGCAAAUAGUAUCCAAGGAGUCUUCGAGGGAUCUUAGACGAUCAGAACCUACUCAGCAGUCUCUGUCGCCUUCAUCAACACUUAGUCCACAAUCGGCACAUCUUCAACAAUCAUCAACACCUUCGCAACGAACUACUACCCCGUUUGACCAAACACCCGGUAAUGAAAUACAAGAAGUAUUACGGAUCGUCAGAGGAUAUGGUAGCAGUGAAGAUAUCAACCAUGAAUCACCGAAUCGCUUCGAGCAAGAGUUAUUGCUCCGGGACGUUAUCGAAGAGAUGAAAAAGCAAGAGUUGCGCCUAUUAGAAGAGAAGAACGCGAGGAAACGGAAACAGCCUGCUAAAACCAACGGUCUCAACAACGAGUCUUCAAAAAAGAAGAAAACAUCGGUACAAUCAAGUGAGAAAAGUACAAAACCGUCAGAAAAGAAGAAAUGUAUUUCGAAUACAACAGACCGUGUCGCGAAAACACAAAAUCAAAAUGGCGCCUCUGUUGGCGACAUCUUGAAAGAAAAUUUAAUAAACUGUAACGGUAACAUUAACGGCACAAACGAAAUGUUACGUAAAUACGGGAUUUACAUGCACAACGACGAGAUCGAGAUAAAUAAUAAUACGGAGAACAUUCAGGAACUCGAUCGCCAUUUCGUUGCCCCAUGUUCCGCUGGAAUGGAGAACAGGGGCAAUAAACCAAUCGUUAUAGAUCUAGUUAAUGAUGAAUGAUUGAUGACAGAAACAAUACAUUCUACUGAAUAGUGAAUACAGUUCUGUAUGAACAUUGUCGGAUUGUAAGGAAUCGUAUGAAUGGUGGAUAUGUCUCCAGAAUAAUACGAUAGAAAGCGUCGUUUCAAGGUGGACAUGUUUUUGUCCAAAGGGUGUUAUACUAUUGUUAUUUAUAUCAUUGUACUCUAACAAAGGAACACAGAAUAUUCCCAACUCACCGGUUUGAAUAAAAAUUAUGUGAGUUUUUAAAGUGAUAAACUGACAUUCAAGUGAAAACUAAAUCUCCAUUGGCAUGUUAGUUUUUACCAAAAAGUUUUAUCCAAAUCGGUAAAUGAACAUAUAUAUGUAGUAUUUUCUUAUAAGUAAAUAUUGUGAUAUGUUUAAAAAUAGUCUGGACAGUGAAUAGUGUUCUAGUGUUUUGUAUUAUGCUGAUGAUAUACGUUGUUGUUAUAUAUCGUAAAGAGCACAUAAAUAUUAUAUAGUAUUACUGUUGCCAAA